CAGCACACAGCGCAGCGCACAGACGUUAUGCCGUCAAUUGGCAGCUAGCUAGCGAACACGGUCAGCAUCCAAUGGGGCGAGCGAGUUUCGUACAUGUACGUGCAUGCAUAUGAAGAACGACGACGCCGAAGUGCGAGCAAUCGCGUCGCCAGCAGACGUGUCGCAACUAGUUUCAUUUGAACUGUUGCCCGGUGAGCACACACAUUGAGCGUGACGUAGUGUCCGUCGGUAAUUCGAUAGUGUGUGUGCGUGUGUGUUGGUUGAUGUGCGCGUUUGAACGCGUUGAAAAAUGCGGAACCGCUUUGUGGAGUUUUUCAACUCAAACGAGAAAUAAUUGCAUGAAAAAUUAAACAAACGCAAAAAUAUAUUACAAUAACAACAAAUUUAUGCAAAACCUGCGUUUAGUGCGUGAAAAUCGUGAAAAAUAACUGCAAGUGUUGCCUACUUUUAGGCGUUGUAACAGCUGUAAAGUAAAAUUUGAAGCAAGUGAGUAGUGUAGUUGUGCAAAUAUCAAUAUAAAAUGAUUUCUUUCCGGCUGGCUGCUACAAACUACUGAAAGUACUAAAUUGAAAUCUCAGCAACAACAAUAAAAAAAAUAAAAGCAGAAAAACAACAAAAAGCAUCAAACCAAAAUCUGUUCGAGCAGGAAAAGUGCGCAAAUGGGAUUUUUACUAUCCGAGUGGAAAAGAAAGUGAGAAAAGUGCGUGAGUGAAUGCGGUGUAAUUGAAUUUGCUGCGACGUGUUUACGGUUUUAUGAAUGUGAAAUGAAAGUAAAAUAUUGAAACGUUAAAAGCGAAAGCGAAACCAAAAAAAAAAACAUAAAAAGAAAUCGAAAAAAAGAUUGCUGUAACUACAAUCUAACAACAUAGAACGUUAGAACAACAACAAAAAUUUCCAAAAAAUAAUGCCAGCAGUAAAACAGCAAGCUUCAAGCACGCAUUAAUAUAUAGCGACAGUUGUGUGCUGUAGGUAUUUUAUAUGGAUAAAUUCAUACUAAUAGCUGUUACUCAUACGCAGUGGCAUACACCACAACCAAGAGAGUGUAUAUUCAAGUGAGCAUAAAGUGUGUGUAUUUUUGCUAAAGAACACUGUGGUUGUUGGUUAGAUAGACAAAAUUCGUGUAGCAAUACAUACAUGCAAACAUAGGUACAUAUUAACUGACGAAUAUCUCUGAGGUGAAAAUUUAUUGGAGCAAAAUUUCAAAAAUCUCCAAAAAUUGUAUGCAGAAUUCCUUCAUACACAUAUUGUGCUACAAAAACAAAGAAAACAAACUGCCAGCUCACAGCAAAUAAUUCAAGCAAAAUAUGGUAAAAAGUGGAGGGGUGUGCGAAAUAACUGUAAAAGCAAGCAAACAGCGAAUUUUAAGAAUUCCAACGAAUAUUUCAUCAUCAACGCAAAACAUACCGAACAAUUAUCUAAAACAACAAGCGCAGCGUGAGCACAGCCGCGGUUGUUUGUUUAAUUCUUGAAUGCUGGAUAAACAUGAAAAUAUUGUUAUUCCUUUGUUUGUGGCGCGUGUAAAAAUUGCGGCGCAAAAAAGUGUGCUUUGAACUUUGCAUAAGUUCAGCAAGCGAAAUUUCGCAGCGCAACGAAAGUGAAGUGCCAGUGAAGGAUUACAAGUGAAAUAAACCAAAUAUUUUUUCGUAGAAAGUUCGACAAAAACGCAAAAAACAAAAUAAAAGUAAAAUAAAAAUAGCGCAUUGUAUGAAAGCAAACGCCAAAGUAUUGUUGUGCUAGUGGAAAUUGUUGUUAGUGUUGUACAGCUAACCUAACCUGAACCUCGCGGCGUUACAAUAGCAGCGCAAACACGCUGAAAUAGCAGAAAAUAAAUUACAUAAAGUAAAGUACUCACAAAAAUAAUAACUAAGUGUUAGUGCAACAAAAAUCGCGUUAAAUUCAAUACACUCUCGCGUGUGUUCUGUGUUCUGUGCGGAAAUGAAAAUAAUAGUCGCUGAACGCUGACGCAAAAAGCAUAUUUAAGAUUUCUCGCAUCCUUCAGUAAUACCAAAAGUGACUAAGAAUUUAGUGAAAAUAAAAUAAAAUAAUUUAUCUACGGAAACAGCUUUGAGAGUAAAGGUGGCGACAAACACUUUGGCGCGCGGAAAGGACUCACAGCACAGCAAACCGUUAUAUACAGCAGAGUGCCAGCCAGAGGUGCGUUCAAGUGUAACAAAUAUAACGGACCAGCGUCCAACGGCAAUGCCGGCAGCUGCGCGCAAAUACAUUUGCGUCACACAGAUGUUACAACAGCGCCACCUGAGCGAAUAAACAGGAAACGAGCGAAAGGAAAAAGAAAAAUUGUAAAUGGUGUGGCACAGUGCUGUGCUGCGUGUGAACGUGUGAAUGAGCGACUGAAUGGAGGAAAAAUUGCCAAUUCAGUUGCUCAAUAGCGAUCGCAAACAAUCGAAGUGAAACGUGUGCAACAACAACAACAGCAACAGCAACAAGAGGAGUAGUAGCAGUGGCAACUGUGCGUUGUUAAGUAAAGGGCGGCAUGUGGCAUGCUACACAAAAAAGGCAAGGUUAAAAUAGCGCACCAAACGCAUUUGCAACAGUGUGGCAGCACGGCUGACACUAACGAAAACAAAUGAAAUAAUAAAAUUUCCGCAACUCACAAAGCGGCACGCGCUCAAACAAGCCCCACAAAGUGGAGAACGAAUUUGACAACAACAACAACAAUAACAACAGUAAAAAAUUUAAAUGUCCAGCAAGCCAAACGCGAAGUGGCAACAAGAGAGUGAAGCGGGUACAAAGCUGGCGGCCAACGCAGACGAACUGAAUACAAAACAGCGAAAGAGUAUCAAGUGCCAGCGGCAAGCGGCGAGCGGCAGCUUAAAAGCAGCCACGCAUUGGCAGUGAUGUUGGAGGCGUUGCAAGGGCAGCAGCAGCAGCAGUGGCACCACAACUACUACUACUACAACGGCGACGACGACGACGACACACAGCGCACGCUACCCGAGUUGCAAGCAAAUUCCAUCAAUUCUCGUCAACGGCGCAAAGGUAUCAGCAGUCAGGCCAGCUGCCAACGGAUAGGCCGCCAACAACGACACAAUACGCCAGUUUAUGGCAAUACACAUGCCCCAGCAGCCAUAGAACGGCAAAUAAAGAAACAGAACCAACAACAAAAGCAACAAGAAAGGCAAAAAAGACGAGGCAAACGACGACAGCAGCUUGAACGGCACACAGUUGCCAAUAGGCGAAUUCGGUGCGGCACAGCCGUUUCGCAUGACAAACGACAGCAGCAGCAACAUCAACAACAACGGCAAAAGCAUUGCAUUGACGCACUGCAUGUUGCCACAUUAGUUUGCUGAUAUCGCAAGCAAACGCUGGUGUACUAUUUCCGGUCGAGCGCCGACAAGGACACACGUCCCGUCAACAACGGCAGGCAAAUAUACCUGCGCUAAGGUUACUCAUACGCACCGGCGUACAGCAGAGCGCAGCGGACGAGCAGCCGCUCUUGGUUGUGACAUAUCCUUCCUCUUUUUCUUGCUGCAUUUUUCGCCGUUGUGCUUCUUGCAACUUCCGUCAACUGCUGUGUCGGCAACGCAUUUAAAUCGCCGACUUGCCGCACAUCCACACCCACACGCCCACAAUAUCGCCAGUUUCCAGCAGCAGGGUGUGCAAGGCGAGUGCGGGUUGUUGCCAUUAACAGCAGCUAUAUCGGUAAAAUAUAUGCAACAGCAACAACAAUAAGCGCUAAGGUGUAGUACCACAAUAACAACAACAGCAGUUACAAUAACUUUGAGCGAUAGUCAUUCGAUUGAAACGCACAGCAAGGCAAUCCCAGCAAAUAUGAGCAGAAAUUGUAUUGCAAUUUGCUUGUCAGUUUCCCUUGCGCUCAACAUUCUACUAAUGUUGUUGCCACAUGCAGCCGGCGAUGAUUGGUCGGCGAGUUGUGCCUCCAACUGUACCUGUAAGUGGACCAAUGGCAAGAAGUCAGCCAUCUGCAGCUCGUUGCAACUCACCACCAUACCAACAACGCUGAGCACCGAACUACAAGUGCUCGUACUCAACGACAACCACAUACCCUAUCUGAAUCGAGAGGAAUUCACCAAUUUGGGUCUGCUGAAUCUGCAACGCAUCUACCUGAAAAAGUCCGAGGUACAGUAUGUACACAAAGAGACAUUUCGCAAUUUGAAAAUCUUGGUGGAGAUCGAUCUGUCCGACAACAAAAUUGAGAUGAUCGACAAAGACACAUUUAUGGGCAACGAUCGCCUGCGUAUACUCUAUCUAAAUGGCAAUCCGCUGAAGAAGCUGGUGGCCUAUCAGUUUCCCAUACUGCCGCAUUUGCGUACAUUGGAUCUGCAUAACUGUCUGAUUUCAUAUGUAGAUCCUAUGGCCUUGGCGAACCUAAAUCUCUUGGAGUUUCUCUAUUUGAAGAAUAAUCUGCUCGAGAGCCUCAGUGAAUACGUCUUCCAACAUAUGACUAAUCUGAAGACACUCGUCUUGGAUGAGAAUCCAUGGCAGUGUAACUGCAAGCUACGCAAAUUUCGCAACUGGUAUGUGAAGAGCAAAUUGAACAGCAUCAGUCUGCUGUGUAAGGGACCGCCGGCGCAAAAAGAUAAGCAGUGGGAGAAUGUGGAUGAAGAGCAAUUCGGCUGCAUGCCAAAAGUGGAGCUCUUCAACAAUGAGGAUGUCCAGAAUAUAGACAUAGGAAGCAAUACAACGUUCAGCUGCCUGGUAUAUGGUGAUCCAUUGCCCGAAGUCACCUGGGAGCUGAAUGGUAAAAUCUUGGAUAAUGACAAUGUGAUCUUCGACGCAGAGUCGAUCUCGUCGGACAAACUGUGGAGUAAUUUGACUGUCUUCAAUAUGACCAGCUUGGAUGCAGGCACAUACGCGUGUAUUGGUGCGAAUGUGGUGGGCGUGGCAACACAAAAUAUCAGCAUAUAUCUGACGGAAAUUGUGCAGCAUGUGUUGGUCAAGACACCGGAGACCUUCUGGUACUUCGGCUUGAUUAUGGGCACAUUCGGAACGAUCUUUCUGCUCAUACUCUUCUCGUUUGUGGUGUGUCUGUGCAAGCGCACUUCGCGACAGCGACGCCAUCCGAAGAAAUCUGGCGUAAAACCGAGCGUCAGCUUCAACGAUCAAGAGAAGAAGUUGCUCGAUUUGAGUAUAACAACAACCACAGCGGACCGCGGCGACAGCUGUAUCAUGGACAACAAUACGACGACAACAAUGAGUAAAACAGAAUCGGUGAUCGGCUUCGAGCCAAUCGAAAUACAUGCCACGGAAAAUAUGCGCGCCAACCACAAUCAUCACCAGCUAACGCAUCAACAGGCGCACCAACAACAGCUACAACAUCAUCACGCGCAUAUGGCGGGCGCGGCGGGCGGUGGCAGCGGUGGUGCUACACCAAACUCCAUGAUGGCGCCGAAUCGCCAGCAAUUGAUGGCGGUGGCCGACGGUUCUUGCAGCGUAGUUGGCAUACCAACCUCAAUGGCAUCGGGUGUCGGUGGCUCGACGCAUCCGAGUACCAUACCCGAAGAGUUCCCGCUGAAUGUGGGCGUCUUUCCGCCACCGCCAGAGUUUUGCUCCAACAUUGUGCCCAAUCCCGCGUAUGGUAAUAUCUUUAUCAGCGUCUCGGUGACGCAGGAUAUGCUGGACGGCGCGGAUAUCAGCAUGUAUCCCGAUCUCUUGAAUAUUCCAAAGCGUCAACUGAAUGCCGACGGCAACACUGUGCAGACCGGCGUUAGCGUGACUAGCGGUCCGGUUGGUGGUAAUACGAAUGCAACAACAACCACAAUGUUGCCUUCGGGUACAACAACGGCCGUGAAUGUGUCGUCAUUUGCGACGCUGCCGCGCAAUCAUCAACGCCGCGGCAUACUUAAGAAGGACUCAUCGCUGCAGCAUCAACAUUCACUGCAACAACAGCAGCAACAAACGAAUUUGUAUCCACACGAUGAAAUCGUCUCGUAUCACAAUCUGGACACUACCUACAGUCAAGGCUAUCAGGAGCAUCAGCAGCAACAACAACAACAGCAGCAACGCCAAGCAUAUGCCGCCAAUAUAGUUGGCUUGCCGCCGCCACCACCACCACCUGCCACAGCGAACCUAUCAACACAGUGCCAUCACAACCAGGCAGCGGCGGCGGCGGUGGCGGCUGCCAUCAACACCAAAGCCUGCGCGGCCUGCAUAGGCACGCUCUCACCACCACCGCCUUCCUGCAGCACACCGCCCACCACCAUGGAUGCCACGCCGCUGCGACCGCUUUGCAAAGGCGGCGCCGGCGGUACAGCAGCGUCCGGCAAUGCGGGCUUAAAGUACGACAACAUGGGCCGACGCAUAACGGCUAGCGGUAAUUCGACGCUCUCGUUGCCUGACGAGGCGGACGAGGAAUGCUUGGAGGAUGAGACACGCUUCAUGGAGGAAGCGUGCAGUAUAAAGCAGGGACAACAACAACAAGACUGUCAACAACAAAAACCGACUGCGGCGAAUGCGACCACAGCGAGCGGUAAUUCGAAGUUGGUGGAUGCGGGUGGCGGUGCGGAGUAUGUGUCGCUGUAGUAUUACGGCACGCAGGUGUAAAUUAGGAGGCGUUGUAACAUACACACUUAUACAUGGGUACAUCUUUACGGUUAGCGAGAACAAGAGAGUGCUAGUAAGUACGUUUGCAUAGCCUAGUUAUUAGUAAGCAACAAAUUCAUCUAAUAUUAUUAUCUAACACAUAAGCAGUUGUAAGUUAUUAUCGGGUCUCAUAUGCUAGUAACUAGUUCUCAUUUUUCAACUUCAUCUUCGUAAAUUAGGGCAUACAUAAAACAUAACUGUUCUAGUAUUUAGUAUAACAAACAGCUUAAAAGAACAGUUGCAAUUCGUUUAGAGGUAGAAAGGUAAUUUCAAAUAUUUUUCAUAAUAAUUUAGAGCAUAUGCUGCUGACAGAUCAGAGCUCUUAAGCUUACAGGUUAACCGGAACUGGGAUCUCACUUAGUCAGCUUAGAACGCCAAUCCAUUAGUUACCUAAAAUUCUUAUAACGGGUGAUUUUUUUGAGGUUAGGAUUUUCAUGCAUUAGUAUUUGACAGAUCACGUGGGAUUUCAGACAUGGUGUCAAAGAGAAAGAUGCUCAGUAUGCUUUGACAUUUCAUCAUGAAUAGACUUACUAACGAGCAACGCUUGCAAAUCAUU
Bactrocera dorsalis (oriental fruit fly) is the source of this 7120-nucleotide messenger RNA. RefSeq lists its product as uncharacterized. The record is from RefSeq and is a predicted model, not a curated record. The transcript has 5 exons. Gene Ontology annotation, molecular function: protein binding. The coding region runs from base 3793 to 6504 and encodes 903 amino acids. Lineage: Eukaryota; Metazoa; Arthropoda; Insecta; Diptera; Tephritidae.